AUGUUAUCUGACUACUUUUCUUGUAUUUCCCAUAUUUAUGGCCAUAUACAUAACCUAAAAUAUGGUAUUACUCAUUGCUUCGACUUAGUUUUCGAUAGAAAGGUUAUAUACGUCAAUUAGAGGAAUUCUUAUAUUAAGUCCAGUAUUUGUAUUUUCUAGUGUUUAAACAUACUCAGGUUUUAUUGCAGAUAGAGAUUAAUAUUAACCGUUUUCAGUUAGUUUUAUUAAAACUUCAGUUUUUAAAUAUUAUGUACAUUCUUUAGGAAUAUAAGACAUAUUGAAAUCAAAGUUUAAAUUAUUGACAAUGAAAUUUUUAUUAUCAACUUAUUCAGUAAAACAAUCAGAUUAUACUAUUACUGUAGUUAUCUAUUCAUAUAACUCUAAUUCACAUUAAGGAAUUUCUUAAGCUUUUUAUUCGUCAAGUUCUAAGCAUUUAAAUUCUUCGGUAAAUUUAGACUAUAUAAAACCUUCCACACAAUAACAAAAUCUCUCCCUUUCCAUAAAUGA
Messenger RNA from Ichthyophthirius multifiliis, 507 nucleotides. RefSeq lists its product as hypothetical. NCBI's taxonomy places the organism in Eukaryota, Ciliophora, Oligohymenophorea, Hymenostomatida. The transcript has a single exon. The record is from RefSeq and is a predicted model, not a curated record.